ACAUCAAGCCCGAUAUAUUCUUGUUAUUUCACUUGACUUGAAUGAGAAAGUCAAUGCUAAAUUGACUGACUUUGGAAGUGCUAGAAAUGUCAACAUGUUAAUGACCAACAUGACAUUCACAAAAGUUAUUGGAACUCCUGUGUAUAUGGCACUAGAUAUUUUAAACAAAAAAGUAUAA
Messenger RNA from Entamoeba invadens IP1, 178 nucleotides. Its product is annotated as protein serine/threonine kinase, putative. Lineage: Eukaryota; Evosea; Mastigamoebida; Endamoebidae. The record is from RefSeq and is a predicted model, not a curated record. The annotation marks the transcript as partial. Gene Ontology annotation, molecular function: ATP binding; protein kinase activity. Gene Ontology annotation, biological process: protein phosphorylation. The transcript has a single exon.